AUGAACUGGACAGGAGGCAAGCUGCAACGGAACUCGAAGAGCAAGGGCAAUGCCGUCGUCGAACGUCAAAAGUCGCACUUUGCCAAAGUUCGUAGCAAGGCUCCAAACAGGACCAAUCCUUCGACUGAAGGCUGGAAAGACACCUCUCCAAAUCGACCUCCAUCUCCUCCACCACUCAAGAAAGCUCGGACUCAGCACAGGCACUCUCCACGGAUACAAAAAUGGUCCACAUCUGGCCAAAGGGAUGGACGCCGCAUUGUGGGAGAUUUUGUGUUGCCAUCUCGGGGUACCAGUGAGGUCCAGAUCAGGGUAGGUCCGCGAGCAUUCGCAAGUCAGCUCGACACGACCGUGGCUAGUCCCUCGACCAGGAUUCGAUCACACUCCACAUCGCCCUCGGAUUACUCCUCAAACUCGAUGCUUCUUGACGGGCUCGACCAGCGAGGGUCGCAGGCGAGAGACUCCGGUGAUAGUAAGCCCUACCAAUCAGACCAAAGCAACAUCAUAACCUCACCAUGUGAGCCGGAACGAAUGCGGUUCGUGUUGAGUGACUCGCUUGAGGAUGUCUUGCGGAAUCAGGAUGAUACCCAGUAUCCCUCAGACUUUGCGACACAUGCUUCAUCAGCCGUUCAUGCUGUCGCAAGUUUUGGUAAUGCUUCGAACAACACAUCAGCCGAGGAUAUGCAAAGCAAUCCAGAUGCGGCCAAGCAAUUGAGAGGUUCACCGGUCAAGCCACUACCUGAGCACUUGAACACUUCUGGACCAUAUGCACGAGAUAGUCCUGGUCACAAUCACGAGGACUUUGGAGAUAACGAUGACAUCUGGCUGAGGUUCAUCGAGGAGGAGAAAACAGAAGUUGGUCAGACNAAAAAUGACCGGUAUGCUGCACCUCAAUAUAAGACGCAAGCCUCGCCUAUUCCUCUACCUACUUUGGCAGUGGUUCAGGAGGAGCCGUCCUAUCCGGUCAGCGUUCGUGGAAGCACCCCGCAUUCAUCCUGCCCGACAGCACGUCCAUGUCUUCUCGAGACAACGACCUCGAAACGGUCUAGCGGUAAGACAAGCAAGAGAGGACCAAGCCUCACUCAUGACAAUCGAGUAUGGAGAAGAUUCGUACUAGGAUACGACCCCUCCUAUGCCUCGUGA
Messenger RNA from Aureobasidium musti, 1140 nucleotides. Lineage: Eukaryota; Fungi; Ascomycota; Dothideomycetes; Dothideales; Saccotheciaceae. The record is from the annotation of a GenBank genome assembly.